AUGAAGACACUUCUUGGGAGACGUUUUAAGGCUGUAAACGUGCAGAACACCGAAAAUUCAAGACGAGCGUAUCAGCAACUUUUAUUUUCCACAGACGCUUCCCUGGCCAAAAACAUUUCUGGUGUGAUCCUCCACCAUGAGGCACUAUAUGAAAAAGUGGAUGAUGGAACUCCGCUAGUUCGGCUAUUGCAGGUAGGAGAGUAA
Molecule: messenger RNA, 204 nt
Organism: Protopolystoma xenopodis
Lineage: Eukaryota; Metazoa; Platyhelminthes; Monogenea; Polystomatidea; Polystomatidae
Source: the annotation of a GenBank genome assembly